This is a messenger RNA of Nicotiana tabacum (common tobacco), 749 nucleotides long. Lineage: Eukaryota; Viridiplantae; Streptophyta; Magnoliopsida; Solanales; Solanaceae. The record is from RefSeq and is a predicted model, not a curated record.
AAUCAUUAUCCUAGUACAAGGAAGAAAGGAUCAGGGGCUGGAAGUAGAAGAUUUUAUAUAACAGCCGUUGCUGCAGAUCAAGAGUAGCCACACCUUUGAUCUAUAAUUUGACAAGUUUGUUCAUAAAUACUUCCUCACCACAUCUCAACAUUUUCUAUAUCUUUCUUCUCUUUAUGCAACUGUCCACUUAGAAAGGAAAAGACCAGACAAACCAUAGAAAGGCAUUUAGCUCCAUCCAAAUGAAAAUAACAAUUGGUUUCCUGAUCCUGUUAAGUGCUGUAGCCUUAACAAGCUUGGCAUCUGAAAUUUCAAAUGCAUCAAGAAACAGAAGCAUACACGUCGUAAAACAUGUAUCUGAAGUUCACGAAAGAAACAGCGAGAGUGAAGGCGGAGACAGAGGAGCUGAUGUAGGGAAGGGGCAGAAAGGAAGGGGACCAAAUGGAGGUUCAAACAAUUUUCACCAUCAACGUCCUUAUAAAAGUUCAGCUCUAACCCUGAAGCAGCCCUCCAUCUUCACAUCAACUACUGCUGCCAUUUUCAGAUCGUCUCUUCUCCUUGUUUUGCUCUUUUUCAUUCAAUGAAAAUUUCACAGCAUCUCAAGUCUUUCCUUCCUUUUGUGAGUUAUCUUAACUUUUUUUCCUUAGUGAUCGCAUGGCUUUAUGUCUGUAAAUUUGAAUUUCUAUAAGUGAACAAUCUUACUUAACAAGUUUUCUAAGAUUAUUGAUGCAUUAUUUGUUAAUUUUUGCUUA